GAUGCUGCAGUUUACAUGUAUAUUUGCGGUGGUUUGCUGUGUAGUUCAGAUCAAGGCAAAUCUUCAAGGACCAUGUAAAGGUAAAUGGGAAGGAAAAAUCGAUAAUGCUUUCAUCGAGAAUGAGAUAGGAUUCGAGACGGAGGGCAGUGUGUUUAUGAAGAAUGACAAACCGGAAGGCGGAGUUCUUAUUGGUCGUAAUCUUGACUUGGAUAAUACAGAUGAACAGUUCUUUCUGGACUUAAAUGUUCCACAGCAUAUAAUUGAUAAAUUGAGUCCUUAUUUUGGACUUAAGGGGAAGAAAGCACUUAAGGAACUGGAAACAAAUCCAUUAUCGUUAACCGAUGAGAAGCAGCCACUCUAAGUACUAUAUUACUGAAUUAUGACGUCGAAGUUAUCAGUCUUGAAUAUAACAGUGACGUAGACCGCGAAGGUGAUCCUACCCUCCAAAUGUUCGAGGCAUUGACCAUGGCCCAACGGACAGCAAUCGUAUCCGUGUUCUACGAGUAUGGACUCAAUGGCGCCCCUGUAUUCUGGCGCGAAGCCGUCGAGCAAAACUGGAAUGACGUAAUUGCUGAGUUGGAGAAGAUGGGCGACACUACUGAGGCUGCCUUGUUAGAAAAUGAUACUGGCGAUCUCUUCGUUGAAGGUCAGAGCUGUGCUGAUCCACAUUUAAGAACGUUUGAUGGUAUGAAAUACAGCUAUCAGGGAUUUUGCUCUUACGUACUUACCCAGAGUGUGGACAAUGCUGAUUUCCCAGCAUUCCAAGUCAGCGCUAAUUUCAGUGGCGUAAGGAACCCCGAAAAGCCCAUCACAAGAAUGGUUGAUAUUAGUUUACUCGUAGAGGGCGUCCUUGUUGUGAAGUUGUACCAGGACAAUACAUUUGAGAUCAGUGGUAAACGCUUCGCAAAAACUUCUCGUGUUAUUGGCGAUGGGAAUGGAGAUGUUUACACAGAUGAAAUGAACGUCUACGUCCAGGUGACAAAACCCAAACUUCUGCUGACAUGGUGUGGACGCUUUCACAGGUUGAGUAUCCGUCUCGAGGACAGCCGUAUGCUUGGCAACGUCGCUGGCCUGCUCGGUGACGCUAACGGAGUGAUAGAAAAUGAGCUACGCAAACCCGAUGGCACAACUACAACCGACAUCGUUGAAUUCGGUGACAGCUGGGAGAUACCGGGAAGCUGUUAAUAACCAUGGCAAUGCCGGAUUGAUGCAAACCACACACUGUAAUGCUGACGAAUGACUGACGCUAUGUGGACCGAGGCGAUGAAAACUCACCGCCGCAAUGUGCCACAGAAAACUAGAUACAGCGUUUAUUUUACAUUAAAAUGCACACAUGCAAUACGUUAAUGAGAAAAGACAAUUUUAUCAUGAGUGCUUUGCUCCAUCAUGCUAUCAUGGUGCUAUGAACUAGAUCCUGGGAAAUGGAAUGACAAUUGUAAAUAUAAAUAUAAAUAUAAGUGUAAAUCAUUUAUCCACAGGGAUAUAAUGUUAUAUGAGAGGCAUAGAAUGACAAGUAAGAAAGUGGGUAAUGGCUUGAUACGUUUAAAGCUGUACUGGUAGCAGGGCUCUUAUCUUUUUGAAAACUGUACUUGCCUAGGUUGAUGUUAUGCGAUUAAAGAGCUUGAAAAAUAUUAA
Molecule: messenger RNA, 1635 nt
Organism: Saccoglossus kowalevskii
Lineage: Eukaryota; Metazoa; Hemichordata; Enteropneusta; Harrimaniidae
Molecular function (GO): lysozyme activity
Source: RefSeq, a predicted model, not a curated record